AAAACUUAAUUAUACGACUGAAUUAUAUUAAGUAGUUCAGAAUAUAAAUAUAGAAUGAGAUAAUUUAUAUAUACGGGCCUGUAUAUAAUGUAAUUAGUUUAAAAAUAUAACUCCGAUAAAUGAGUCCUUCUUUAAAGACAAGCUUUAACAAUCAGUUGAAUUUUCAAUGGAUUAUUAUAACAAACUCGUCUUUUUAUUAUUAAUAUUAUUUAUACGAAGACAAAAGGCAUUUAAAACGCCUCCUUUAACUAUUGAAUCUUUUAUACCCAGCGGGCUAAGAAUAUCUAUUCCAGCCGACCCUGGCUUUAAGUUGUUUGGUGUCCACUUUAAUAUAAACAAAGAGAUACCGCUGUUAGAUAAAGGAGAUUAUCACGCUGAUAUUUCUCUAAGUGAAAAUGGCAAAUUAAUUUAUUACAAUCCAACUUUAAAACUCAAAGAUGGCGAUAUAGUAUAUUAUUGGGCCCAAGUUCAAGUUCAAAAUGAAGACGUUCCUGAUGGGCAUAUAAAAUUGCUUUUAAUACACGAUUCCAAAAUAGUAAGUCCAAAGAAGCCAAGUGAAGAAUCUAAUACUGUCAGCAAUAUAAGAGAACCAAGUAUUGUCAAUAAAACGAGCAAUAAAGAUGUUAUUUUAGAUGCAAAGUUUAGCAGCAACUCGAUUGAUGAAAACAUUUGGUUAAUUGAACAAUAUUAUGCUGCUGAGCCGGACUAUGAAUAUGUCAUUUACAAAAACUACCCCAGUGUACUAUCAUCCCAAAAUAAUUUACUUCAUAUUAUACCACAAGUCGAUGAGAAUAUUGUAACAAGUGACGUAAACAUAGAUGGGUGUACACGAAAUACGAAAGACGAAUGCAAUAGAGUUUUUUUCAAUUUUUAUCAACAUCCAAUUAUAUCUGCACGGCUAGUAACAAAGAAAACGUUCUCGUUUGGAGAGUACCAAGUUCGAGCAAAACUGCCAAAAGGAGACUGGCUAUUUCCAGAAAUUUACUUGGAAGACAUUGAUGAUUUGUCAAAAAGGAUGUGGAUCGCUUAUGCCAGAGGAAACGAGGAAUUAACUACAGACGACGGUAAAGAUAUUGGAGGAAGAGUAUUAUAUGGAGGACCUGUAGUAGAACCAGUUGAGCCAGGAAGAAGUCGCUAUCUCAGCACCUAUAAACACAUCGAUUUCAUUGGGAAUGAGAUGCAUACAUUUACCUUACGUUGGACAGCAGAUCAAAUAAACCUUUAUAUGGAUGGUAAUAAAUUAGGAUCAAUUGGUUUAACCAUAUUAAAGGAAACUGGAUUUAACACGCCUAGAAAAAUGAGGCUUGUGCUAGGAGUCGGAGCUGGAGGUCCAAGAAAUUUUCCUGAUCAUUACCAUCCAAAAACGUAUGUAAAACUAUGGAAUUCUACUUCAAACAAGCAAGUUAAAAUGUUUUUCAAGCAAAAGUCUCAAUGGCUGCCCACUUGGAAAAACGGGGAAUUACAAGUGGAAUUUGUUAAAAUAACUGCAUUGUGAUUAACUACUACUAAUAAUAAAUAAUAAAAUGUUAAU
Messenger RNA from Sitophilus oryzae (rice weevil), 1531 nucleotides. RefSeq names its product beta-1,3-glucan-binding protein-like. The transcript is spliced from 8 exons. NCBI's taxonomy places the organism in Eukaryota, Metazoa, Arthropoda, Insecta, Coleoptera, Curculionidae. Gene Ontology annotation, biological process: carbohydrate metabolic process. The record is from RefSeq and is a predicted model, not a curated record. Bases 167 to 1495 code for a protein of 442 amino acids. Gene Ontology annotation, molecular function: carbohydrate binding; hydrolase activity, hydrolyzing O-glycosyl compounds.